Molecule: messenger RNA, 1750 nt
Organism: Falco peregrinus (peregrine falcon)
Lineage: Eukaryota; Metazoa; Chordata; Aves; Falconiformes; Falconidae
Gene: TNFAIP8L1
Product: TNF alpha induced protein 8 like 1
Exons: 2
Coding region: 288-848 (186 amino acids)
Biological process (GO): negative regulation of TOR signaling; regulation of apoptotic process
Cellular component (GO): cytoplasm
Source: RefSeq, a predicted model, not a curated record
ACCAGGCCCUGAGCAGGGCUGGAAACUUCAGCGACAGGAAGGAAACGGAGCGGUUUAUUUCAGUCUCGAGUUUGCUCGUCGAGGCAAGGCUUGUGUCUUCCGUGCGCAGAUAGCACCUCCCCAGUGAACAAUGGGGUUGCGGGGCCCUUCCCGGCAGGAAAAUGGCUUAUUCCAGUGAAAUCUCCCGGUCGGUGCUGAGUCAGCAAGUCCUGGUGGGACAGAGCGUGGUGCGGAGCGUGCCGGGUUAACCGGCCUGGUGCUGAGCGGGAGCAAACGUGCUGGGAGAGAUGGACACCUUCAGCACCAAGAACCUGGCCCUGCAGGCCCAGAAGAAGCUCUUGAGCAAGAUGGCCACCAAGACCAUAGCCAACGUCUUCAUUGAUGACACUAGCAGCGAGAUCUUGGAUGAGCUCUACCGGGCCACCAAGGAGUACACCCACAACCGCAAAGAGGCUCAGAAGAUCAUAAAAAACCUCAUCAAGAUUGUCAUGAAGUUGGGCGUGCUCUACCGCAAUGGGCAGUUCAGCCCCGAGGAGCUGCUGGUGAUGGAGCGUUUUCGCAAGAAGGUACAUACCUUGGCCAUGACAGCCGUCAGCUUCCACCAGAUAGACUUCACCUUCGACCGCAGGGUCAUGUCGGGUGUCCUGACAGAGUGCCGGGACCUGCUGCACCAGGCUGUCAACGGCCACCUGACGGCCAAAUCUCACUCCCGCAUCAACCACGUCUUCAAUCACUUUGCGGACUAUGAGUUUCUCUCGGCUCUCUACGGGCCGUCCGAGCCCUACCGCACCCACCUGAAGAGGAUCUGCGAAGGGGUUAACAAGAUGCUGGAGGAGGAGAACAUAUGAGUUGGCCAAGAUGCUCCAUUGGCAGCGCUGCCGGACUCUGCCUCCUGUGGGGCUGAAGACAGGACGUACACCUCUUGACCAUCACCAGGCUUGACGUCCUCUUCUCCUUGGUAGCGCUAACUCAUUUUCUCCUCCUUUUGACAAAAGACUGAACCUCUUAUCUUUGUCCAACCCUUGCCCAGGGUCUGCAAACCCCUCGCGGUGCUGGGCUGAGUCCUUCCCAGGGGACCCUGAGCUUUGGGCUCCUGCUGUACAGUCUGAUUCCCUUUGCCCACCAAGUGCUCUUAGCUCAGAGUCUGAGGAACUGGACUCCUCAUCUUGAACUUUUAUCGUAACCCUCCUGGGGGAAAACCAAACCAAAGAUGCGCGGAGUGUAACACCUCCAAGGUAUCUCUGAGCUGGGGGGCGGUUGCUUGGCUGAAUGGUUGUGAGACCCUGUAACCGGAGGGUUCUGGAGCCCCAUGGUUUGCUUUCAGCAGCUCCAUGGCACACUGGGAGCAAAUCAUGGUCCAGACCUUGUGCUGCCCAGGGUGGGAAGGAGCUUCUGCACCUGGCAGGCGAGCAUGAGCUUUGGCCUCCUAAAAGACAAGUCCUUGAGACCAGAAGAAUCCCACCUUGCCCAGGUGGACACAGGGACACAGCUGUCCCUCAGGGCAGGGAGGCAGCUGGAGGGAUCUGCUCCUUCCUUGCAUCCCAGUACAGCCCUUCAUCCCAGACCCAACUCCCCCAGCAGCCUCCCACGAUGGCACCGCCGUCACGGCUCUGAUGCCUUCCUUGGUGGUUGCCUGAAGUUCUCCCUAGGAUUUCAUACGUUUUACGUGUCCUUGACUGAGAUAUGGUUGUUAUUUUUUAGCAAACUCUGUAGCCCUGAUGAGUUAUUUAAAUAAACUCACCUGUCUGGC